AUGCGUUCCUUCGCUGUCCUCGCCAUGGCCGCCAGUGCCUCAGCUUACGCUUACAACCCUACCUACAACGUCAGCUCCUCCGCUGUUGAGAGCUACGCUGCCUCCACACCAGCUUACGCUGCCUCGACACCCGUCUACGCUGCCUCCACCCCCGGCUAUGCUGCCUCUUCCGCCCCGGCUUACCCUGUCGCUUCCUCCAGCACCAAGUACGAGGAGUACCCUGUCACCUCCACCAAGGUUAUCCAGGAGACCACCUUCGUCUGCCCUGAGCCCACUGUUGUGACCUACGAGGAGAAGACCUACUCGGUGACCAAGGCCACCACCCUCACCGUCUCUUCUUACACAACCACCGUCGUCAAGACCACCCACACCCCUGAGGCCCAGAAGCCCUCCAGCAAGGUCGAGACCCCUGUCUACAGCGCAUCCAUUCCCUCGGUUGCUCCUACGCACGCUCCCUACCCAAGCAGCAACGCCACUGUUCCCACGGCCCCCCAGGGAACUGCCACUGGCUACCCCACCGGCACAAAGCCUGCUACUCCUGAGUUCACUGGCGCUGCUGCCCAGGCUGGUGUCGGCCUUCUCGCCGUUGUCGGUGCCCUCGCUGCUUUCUUGUAA
Messenger RNA from Ascochyta rabiei, 615 nucleotides. RefSeq lists its product as uncharacterized. NCBI's taxonomy places the organism in Eukaryota, Fungi, Ascomycota, Dothideomycetes, Pleosporales, Didymellaceae. Bases 1 to 615 code for a protein of 204 amino acids. The record is from RefSeq and is a predicted model, not a curated record. The transcript has 3 exons.